Messenger RNA from Diaporthe amygdali, 624 nucleotides. RefSeq lists its product as uncharacterized. The record is from RefSeq and is a predicted model, not a curated record. Lineage: Eukaryota; Fungi; Ascomycota; Sordariomycetes; Diaporthales; Diaporthaceae. Bases 1 to 624 code for a protein of 207 amino acids. The transcript has 2 exons.
AUGAGGUUCGCCUACAUCGUCACUCUCUUUGCCGCAACGGCGUCCGCAGCGAGUCUGCAAGCCCGGAAGAAGGGCAAAAAGGGUGCCGCCGCAGGUGCAGCUGUUGGUGCUGGAGCCGCUACAGGGGCGGCCACAGGAGCGGCCGCCGGCGCGGCCGCGGGCUCAGCGAACACUGCGGCGACUGGAGCUGUCCAAAGGGGAGCCUCCACUUUGGUUUUCAAAGAAGAUGGUGGCGUUCCCGGGAAUGAGUGCCUGACCUUCCGCAACAAUGGUGAAAUCGUCGAUGCGGCUUGCGUCAAUGAGGCCGCCGACCGACAGAUAACCCCCUCCACACUCAACGGAGCCAAUGUGCUUCUUGUCCAGAGGUCAUUCACCGCCGGAUUCAGGCCUGACCUGGUUGGAGUGCAGGCUUGCGUUGGCUUCAACGGCACUACCUUCCGGGCUGAGGAUUGUGCCGCCAGCGGCAUUGAACUGGUUAGCUUCGAUGAGGCUAAGAGCCAGCUGGUUGCGACGGGUGGAGCUUGCCAGAGUGGCCAUGACGGUGCUGCCCAGCUGACAGUCGAUGAGACGGGACAGAACUGUGCUACUCUCACCACGACCACCGUCACACCAACAGCCCCUUAG